AUGAACAAAGCAAGAGAAAGUCAAGAAUUUAAAGAGAAAGAACUUGCUUCCAAACAAAAAAAGAGAGAAAAUUCAGAGACAAAGCAGAAGGACAGAGUAAGUACAUUAAAAAGUAUGAACAAAGCAAGAAUAAAUACAGAAUUUAAUUUAAAAGAAAGAGAAGCAAAAAAGAGCAAAAGAGACAAUGUAGAGCAGCUGGAGAAAGAACGGCUCUGUAAACAGCAAAGUAGAAGAAAUAACAGAGAAAAAGAAAGAGAAAAUGAAAGGGUUUCUAAAGCUAAAAAGAGGCUUGAUACAGAAUUUAAAGAGAAUGAAAGCAGAUUGGUAAAGAAAAAGUGUCAUGCUCUGAAAGAUGAGAAAAUUCCAAAACUUUCUGUUAAAAAUGGAAUGAAAUGGCCUGAAAAACCAGAUGUUUUAAAUUUACACCCACUGGAAGAGAGAUUAAUAUCUCAACGAAUACCAUUUAUGCAAAUAAGAGAAUUACCAAGAGGAGGUCAGAUGUCAGUCAAAGGAAAUAUUGUAAAUGUACCAGUAGAUAUUCAGCCAACUGUAAAUGCCCUCCCACGACAAAUGGAUGAACAUGUGACUAUAGCAGUGAAAUUAAAGAAGAGAUUAUCUCACAAGUCAGCAUGCUUCACAGAAAAUGUUCGUCCAAAUGUUGUGUUAAAUGCUUUACACUGGCUUAUGAAAAAUUCUGAAUUGUAUAAGAAUUCAGGUAUCGUGAUAGACCAUUCUUGGAGAGAUGAAAUUGAAAAAAGUACUGAGGAAACAGUACAAGAACUGAUAGGAUCUUCAAAUGAUAGAGAUGAUCGUGAAACUGAAGGUAAUGAUGAUGGUUUUUGUGAAGUUACUUCAGAUGACUGUAUCCAAGGCAAUUCAGAUACACUUGUUGAUGAAGCAGACAUUGAUACAAAUAAACUUUAUGUGUUUGCUCCUGGUGAAAAUCAGAAACCAGUAAGUUUAUUUACAGAUAAAGGUGCAGAAUAUCUCUGUUUUCCGACAAUAUUUUGUGGUCAUCGUAGAACUGAAAGUAAAGAAAGAGUAGUUCCAGUACACUACAGUGAUAUUGCAAAAUGGGAGUUGCGCAGUGUUGAUAGACGAGCAGCACAAUCUGUACCCAACAUCUUUUUUAAAUUAAAGAAAAUUCAAAUAAAGCAAGUUAGUGACAAAGUAAACUUGGCACUAAGAAGAUGUAAAUCAGAGGGCAAAAAAAUCACUGCAGAACAAGUUUUAAAUCCAGCCUCAGCAGAAAAAAUUGUAAGAUUAAAUGAAGGGUAUUAUAUUUUCAGAACACUUAGAAAUUCUCCUGCAUAUCUUUCAUCAAAGAAAAAGGAUGUAUUUGCCAUGAUAAGGCAGUUAGGUCUUCCAACCUGGUUUAUUUCUCUUUCAUCAGCUGAUACCAGAUGGCAAGAUUUGCUUAAAACAUUGGCAAUGUUAGAUGGAAAAUCCAUGUCGCAAGAAGAAUUAGAGGCUAUGAGCUGGAAUGAAAAAUCUAAACUAGUAAAACAAGAUCCAGUGACAUGUGCAAGAUUCUUUGACAACAGAGUUCAACUUUUCAUCAAUACCGUUCUUAAGAGUCCUCACAAUCCUCUAGGUGUUGUCACUGAUGUGUUUCGAAGGGUAGAAUUCCAGAAUCGAGGUUCGCCACAUAUUCAUAUGCUGGUAUGGACAAGUGAUGCUCCAAAGCAUAAGGAAAAUAGCAAUGAGGAAAUAGAAGCUUUUGUAGAUAAAUAUGUCACAUGUGCUUUGCAGGAAAAUGAUUGUCAAAUGAAGCAGCUUGUAGAGCUUCAAGUACAUAAGCACUCAAAAACUUGCAAAAAAGGUGGUAGAUCUGUAUGCAGAUUUGGAUUUCCAUUGCCACCUUUGCCCAAAACCAUGCUUCUUGAACCCUUGGAUUUUGAUGUUGAGCAUUAUAGAAAGAUGUAUUCUGAUAUUCAGAAGAAAAUGAAUGAUUACAAAGAUGGUUGCAGUUUAGACUAUGAGUCCUUCUUAGAGACUGUUGUAGAAAUGUGUGAGGAUGAGUAUAUAAAAUGUAUUCGAGCAUCCCUAAAAGGUCCCAAAGUGUUUCUAAGGAGAAGUCCAUCAGAAAUGAGAGUGAAUUACUACAAUCCAUCAGUGUUGAAGGCUUGGAAUGCUAAUUUAGAUAUUCAGUUUGUACUCGAUCCUUAUGCCUGUGCCACAUAUAUUGUUGCUUAUAUCAGCAAAUCUCAAAGAGGAAUAAGUGCUAUGCUUGAUAAGGCAUCUCAAGAGGCUGCAGAGGGAAAUAUGGAUCUUAAACGACAAGUUCGACAUAUUGGAAACAAGUUUUUGAACUUUGUUGAGGUCAGUGCACAAGAGGCAAGUUACUUGAUCCUGCAGAUGCCACUUACACAAGCCAGUAGAGAAGUUGUUUUUAUAAAUACUUCACCACCUGAAGACCGAGUUUUCUUACUCAAACAUCAAGAUGAAUUGAAUGAGUUACCAAAAGACUCGACUGACAUUAAGUCAGAUGGUAUGAUACAGAGAUAUGCAAGAAGACCAAAGCAACUAGAAAAUUGGUGCUUAGCUGUUGUUGUUUCAGAGUUGGAAGUCACUUUUCCAAAAGAAAUGGAAAAAGAUGUGCAAGAGGAAGUGAAUGAUGAUAACCCUGAAGAAGAUUCUCAAGAGAACAUCUUUUCUGAUGAGGAUGUUUUAGUUCAUUUGAAAAAUGGGAUUAAGAUCAGAAGACGAAAAAACAAACGGGUUAUUAGAUACGUAGGGUACAGCCAAAAAACAAAUUCUGAACAGUAUUACAGAGAAAGAAUUCUUCUCUUUCUGCCUUGGAGAAAUGAGAAUACAGAUCUAUUUGGUAGUUGUCAAACUUAUGAACAGCAUUACAUGCAAAAAGCAAGUAUGAUACAAAUGAAGCAAAGGCAGUAUGAGCAUUUUGUUGAUGAAUUAGAACAAGCUCGACUUCAAGCUGAAGAAGAUCUUGAUGAUCUGGAGACAGUAGCACCAAAUACAGAGCAUGCUGAGGCAGAAGAUGCAGAGAUAGGUUCUGAACCAUCUGAGGAAUUUGUUCAUUUUGAUCCUGAUACAGUUCAGCAUAGAGAUUUUGAUAUAGGUCCAGACCUGGGUUUGUCCUCAAAAGUAUCUGAAACAGAAAUGAGUGCUGUCCGCAUUCCUGAUGACCAGUAUUAUAAACUUUUGCAAUCCUUGAAUACAAAGCAGAGAGAAUUUUACAAUCAUGUGACUAACUGGAUUCAAAACAGAGAUGAACCAUUAUAUGCUUUUCUUACUGGUGGAGCAGGUGCAGGAAAAUCUGUGGUUAUUGAUGCCAUUUUUCAAACAUUACACAGAAUACUUUACUCAAAAGAAGGAGAAAGUCCGGAUGAUAUUAGAAUAUUACUUUGUGCUCACACUGGCAAAGCUGCAUACAACAUCAAAGGGACUACUAUUGCAUCAGCAUUUCACAGGAAAAUGUAUCAAACACAGCAGCACAUGGGUGCAGAUGAAUUGAACUCAUUUAGGACAAAGUACAGGAAUUUGUCAGUUGUGAUAAUAGAUGAAAUUUCAAUGGUUGGAAAUAAUAUGCUGACAUUUAUAAAUGAUAGACUCCAACAACUUACUGGUAGAAAACAAGACUUUGGUGGUAUUAGCAUCAUAGCUGUAGGUGAUUUAUAUCAGUUACCACCUGUUGGAGACAAGUGGAUUUUAAAUGACCUUUCUAAUCCUGGUCAGAGUUUAGCAAAAAAUUUGUGGAAUGAGCAUUUUCAUAUGCAUGAAUUAUCUGAAAUUAUGAGACAAAAGGACGACCUCAGAUUUGCUGAAAUGUUGAACAGACUUCGUGAAAACAAGAUGACAGAUGAAGACAAAGAACUUAUUUCUCAACGCAUCAUUAGGCAAGACUCUGAAAACUAUCCUAAACAGGCACCUCAUCUAUUUAUCGAGAACAAGAAGACAUAUGAGAGAGUUCAAUUUCCACUCCAACCAUCUGCUGGAAAAACAAUCCACAAAGCACAAGGAGCAACUCUUUCAAAGGCAGUUAUCAGCUUAGCACAGACAAAACAGCGCAAAAUUCCUCACAUACAUUAUGUUGCACUUUCAAGGAGCAGGUUGCUUCCACUUGUUCACAAAGAUGAAAAAAUUGUGAUGAUGGGAGAUUGUAAUUUGGAUUUGAAUACUGGUCAGUAUGAACAUUUCCUAAACUUUAUCAGAGAAAACUUUGGUUGUGAGCAAGUGAUAAACAAGAUAAUCCUUAAGCUAGCUAAUGAUAUAGGUGCAGUUGUAUUUUCCAGUAUCAAAAACCCUCUAGAGCACAACAUAGGUAGUAUGUAA
This is a messenger RNA of Saccostrea cuccullata (small rock oyster), 4296 nucleotides long. RefSeq lists its product as uncharacterized. The record is from RefSeq and is a predicted model, not a curated record. Gene Ontology annotation, biological process: DNA repair; telomere maintenance. Gene Ontology annotation, molecular function: DNA helicase activity. NCBI's taxonomy places the organism in Eukaryota, Metazoa, Mollusca, Bivalvia, Ostreida, Ostreidae. The transcript has 5 exons. Bases 1 to 4296 code for a protein of 1431 amino acids.